Ostertagia ostertagi is the source of this 600-nucleotide messenger RNA. NCBI's taxonomy places the organism in Eukaryota, Metazoa, Nematoda, Chromadorea, Rhabditida, Trichostrongylidae. The record is from the annotation of a GenBank genome assembly.
AUGAAACGAACAAAUGAUUUCAACGUAAUGACGGAGUUUGUAGCACAGAUUCCACAAGGAAGGAAUCGGUACAAGGAUGUUGGAUGCCUUGACUAUCAACGCGUCGUGCUGAACAUCGGUCCUGUAUCGUAUAUUCAUGCCAACUACGUUUCCACUCCAAUCAGCCCGAAACGCUUCAUAUGCACACAGAGUUCCAAGAAAUCGGCCCCAUAUGUGCCAAUAACGGCGGAGGAGAGCCCUUUGAAUUUUGAUGGUGUAACCGUAAAGUUUAAAAGACAAGAACAGGUACAUAAAAUGGACGUUGUUAAGACGCCAAUAAUCGUGCAUUGUUCCGCCGGUAUUGGACGUACUGGAUCAAUUGUUCUUAUUGAACAUGCCCUUGAAUUACUUGGAACUCACGAAACUCUUGGGGAAAUCCGAAGCUUACUACUGGCGCUUAGGAAGCAACGAAAUAAUUCGAUUCAGACUGAGCAUCAAUACCUCUACGUACAUCAAGUACUUCUCAUAUAUUUGAAGAAAAUGCGAUAUCUUGAUGAAAGCGUGAACCCGUACCUGGAACAAUUCACUGCAGAAUAUACAGCAGCAACAAGAGGAUUCUAG